Molecule: messenger RNA, 5349 nt
Organism: Choloepus didactylus (southern two-toed sloth)
Lineage: Eukaryota; Metazoa; Chordata; Mammalia; Pilosa; Megalonychidae
Gene: SLC39A9
Product: solute carrier family 39 member 9
Exons: 7
Coding region: 708-1631 (307 amino acids)
Biological process (GO): zinc ion transport; transmembrane transport
Cellular component (GO): membrane
Molecular function (GO): metal ion transmembrane transporter activity
Source: RefSeq, a predicted model, not a curated record
AUGAAGAGGUGCCACUUGGCGGCCAUGGCUGCUGUAGUAUCGGCGACUCCGGGUCAAGGCCCGGCAGAAUGGAGUACUAUGAGCAGCACCGGGUGUAGGGCAGAGACUGCUUUGUAUCAGCUUAGUUGCUAAACCUGUAAGACUCAUCGUUAAAGACCUUCAGGACUCCUUUCCCCAUCCUAGACUUGGAGGAGUUUGCCGGGACUGGUGGGCUGGUCGCAGCCCUGGGAGGACCACCCGCUGGGUAGCCCCUAGGGGGAUAGGGGCACCAGGAGAACGAACAGGUUCGCUUGGGUGAUCCUCCUUUUCCUGCUGCCGCCUGAGACGUUCUCUGUGGAGGGAGUACCUCCGUUGUGCCACCUCCUUCCGACGACUGAAGAAAUUUCUCGUUCGCACAUUUUAUUUUCCCCGUUGACUUUUCCAUCUCUAUCGGUUAACCCACGGGAAUUCAGUCAUUGGCAUCUGGGGACCCAGGGCAGGGGCAGGGACCUAAGAUUGCUGAGAGUUCUUUCUGGUGCUAACAUCCGUAAAAAGGUCGUUUCCAGGCACGUUCAGGAAGGUGCCUCGUGAACACAUCUGCUGGUGGGAAGGCCGAAAGAACUGGAAAGUACCUGUUCUCUUGGAACCACUACACGUGUUUAAUAUCCUAAGUAUCUUUUGAAGUCACUGAGUUUUGUGGUGGUGGGUUUUGAAUAAAGGAGGGCAGAAUGGAUGAUUUCAUCUCCAUUAGUCUACUGUCUGUGGCUAUGUUGGUGGGAUGUUACGUGGCUGGAAUCAUUCCCUUGGCUGUUAAUUUCUCAGAGGAACGACUAAAGCUGGUGACUGUUUUGGGUGCCGGCCUUCUCUGUGGAACUGCACUGGCAGUCAUCGUGCCUGAGGGAGUACAUGCACUUUAUGAAGAUAUUCUUGAGGGAAAACACCAUCAAGCGAGUGAAACCCAGAAUGUGAUUGCAUCAGACAAGGCAGCAGAAAUACCAGUUGACCAUGAGCAUGAGCACAGCCAUGACCACACACAGCUGCAUGCCUACAUCGGUGUUUCCCUCGUACUGGGCUUCGUUUUCAUGCUGCUGGUGGACCAGAUUGGCAGCUCCCAUGUGCAUCCUACUGAUGAUCCAGAAGUAUCAAGGCCUAGCAACUCCAAAAUCACCACCACGCUAGGACUAGUCGUCCAUGCUGCAGCUGAUGGUGUUGCUUUGGGAGCAGCAGCUUCUACUUCACAAACUAGUGUCCAGUUAAUCGUGUUUGUGGCAAUAAUGCUACAUAAGGCACCAGCUGCUUUUGGGCUGGUUUCCUUCUUAAUGCAUGCUGGCUUAGAGCGGAAUCGGAUCAGAAAACACUUGCUGGUCUUUGCACUGGCAGCACCAGUUAUGUCGAUGGUAACAUACUUAGGACUAAGUAAGAGCAGUAAAGAAGCCCUUUCAGAGGUCAAUGCCACUGGAGUAGCCAUGCUUUUCUCUGCUGGGACAUUUCUUUAUGUUGCAACAGUACAUGUCCUUCCUGAGGUGGGCGGAAUGGGGCACAGCCACAAACCUGACUCCACUGGAGGGAGAGGCCUCAGCCGCCUGGAGGUGGCAGCCCUGGUUCUGGGUUGCCUCAUCCCACUCAUCCUGUCAAUAGGACACCAGCAUUAAAUGUUCAGGUUCCAGUCUUUGUCCAUGGCCAUUCGCCAUCCAGUGAGAACAGCCGGCACGUGAGAGCUACUCACUUCUUCAGCCUCUUGUCUCGCCUUGCCCAUCUCCACCUGUGUUCCUAGAGUCCAGAGGGAGGUGAGAUUAAAAUCUGGAGUAACGGAACAGCUUUUAGAGUAGAAACAACACAUUGUGAUUGGGUGGACAUUCCACUGUGUUGUUUUUAAAGGGCCCUUGGCAUUUUGAGUUUUGAUGUUUCUCUUAACCCUAUUCUCAGGGAAGAUGGACUUUAGUUUUAUGGAAAAGUGGAGAACUUCAUACUCACAAUGAAAUAGUAAUUAUGAAAGUACAGUGUUCUGUAAUUAAGCUAAAUCUCUUUCUUCGUUUAGAGGCUCUGCCAUUUUAUCCAUUGAUUUUUAACAUGGUUCUCACCAUGUCAGACUGGUGCUUUUAGCAUCUAUGCCACAUGCCUUGAUAGAAGGUUAUAGCGCCCACUGUCUUAGAUGCUAAAGGUGAUUGCAUUUAAUUUGGGGCUAGAGUCAGGAAAAUGACAGUGAGAAACAUUGGAGGAGCUGACUUUAUACUAAAGAGAAAUACCCCUAAAAGGGAAGGUCUAGAGAGACUUAACCACCUCCUUCUGCAUAUGCCUCUGUCAAACAGCCAUUCCAUCAAAUGAAGCAACAAGAGGUGGGCCUGGCUUCUAAAGAGGGGUCUGGUCUUUUGUAACAUUUCCUUUCCAGUUUUCUUUACAGAAUACCUGCUCCAACACAUUCUUAUAGAGGAGCCAAGUUGUAGUAUGUUCAGGCCUAGGCUUUCUUUCCAGAACAGUAAAAUUCACAUAGUAUCUUUGGAAAUUAAAGGGGUAUUAAAUUUUAAGUGAAUUUGGAUAGUUACUGACAUCUUUGUAGUAACUUUUUUAAAAGACUACCCAAAACCUAUGUUGUGCUAUGUGUGUGUGGGUGUGUGUUUUGUUUUGUUUUGUUUUGUUUUUAAAGUAUUACUCUCAGCAGAUCAGCAGUCCCUUGGGCAAAAUAUUUGGUGCAACUAGGGGAGUGCUAAUCUGCUUCACCUAAGCACCUUUAGCAGUGAAGAAAGUCAGGAUGUAUCAUAAAUGGGAAGUGUUUGCCUGUUGACUUAAAGCUUAAUGAAAAUCAUGUCUCUUGUCUCAUCAUCUUUUCUGUGCUUUUUUCCUAACUUUCCUCUAGCCUCUACUCCCCACAAUAUGUCACUUACUGCUGGUGGCAAUGUUAAUAUUUCUGUGAGUUGGGCUCUCAUCAGGACAACCACUUCUUGAGCUGUGCUGAUGAAGAUAAUACUGUCUCUAUUCUUUAUGCCUUUCAAAGAAAUUGUCAAAUGCAUCUUUGUUAAGCCCAUAAAAUACCACUUCUUUGUGUGUAAGUUGACAUAAUCAUUAAUAUACUGGAAAUUUAAACAAUUGAGAUAACAAAAGCAUUUAACAAACUAGGCUAAUUUUUCUAUAUUUGCCAAAAUCCUUGUAAACCUUGUUCUGUCAAAAAAGAAAAUGUAAAAUAUUGUAUUAUUAAUUUAUUUUGAUUUUCUGUACCAUGUCAAAACACGGCAUUACAUAAAGAGUGAACCAAGGACAUAUUCUUCAGAGUAGUGGAUUUAAGAGUUUGUAAAACAUUUUAUAUGAUGCAUAAGCCAGCAUGCCUAUGAUUUCUUCAUUUCCUUCCUAGACUUGUCACUGGGCCAGUAGCUGUGGCCACAGAACUUGUGAGCCCUCUGCUGGCUGCAGACCAAAGUAGCAUAAAUAGGAUACGGUUUUGUAUGGUGGCUAGCAUCUGUUGCAUAUGAUUUUUAAAUCAACAGAUGGUACAAUAUGGACAGUCUAAGUGACUUUCCUGAUGAUAUGAUAACAGCUGACUUUUGAGAGCUUCAUCUGGUCCUUCAAAAUUACAUGGUUGCCUUGAUUCUCCUUGGAAACUCAGUUUGUCAAACAAAUAGCACAUUUUAGUGUCUGGUUUGGUUUGGAUACUACUAUGUCAUGUGUUACAGCGGUCACAAAUUAGUUCUGCUGGCCAAAGCCUCUUUCAGCAGUGCCUUGCCAUCAUGCUUAAAAGUUUGGCUAGAAUAUCUUGCCGGGUAGGGCCUUGAAUUCUGCAAGGAUUGAACCAUCUAACUUCCAAAUUCACCUUCCUCUCUGGACCUCUCCAUUAACAAGCAAAUCUUUGAAGACCUAUCAGCUCUCACAGUAUGGGUUUUCCCAGAUUUUAAAGCUACUGCCUCAGGAACUACUCAUUUCUCUCCUGGUCAGCAGGCAGAAAUAGCCAUACUAAUCUUAUAGGGCUCAAAUGCAUCUUCAGGCAGCAGGGCAGAGGCCUCCUUCACUGGAGGAAAAGCCUUGUUCACAUGGUGGGCAGUGUCCCAGGAGAGGCCGUAUCAAUGUAUACUUUCUGGCACAUUUCAGUUCCAUUUUCCUCUUGUUUAAAACUGCCUCCUUAGAUGUGGAUGUCUUAAUGCUCUUAACACAUUUGAAAACAUUGGCAAUACUUAAGUUGCUGCCAUGAUUACAAAUGGAAUCCUUGGCUACCAAAAAGAUACAGUUGAUGAAACAUGGCCCUUCCUUCUUCAUAACCAAAGUUCAUCUUAAUUGCUAUUUGACUCCCUUUCCUUGUUAGGGAAAGACUUUCUUCAGAUUCUGAGUGCUCUCUCCAAUGGCAAAUUAAAUUCAAAAACACUACUUUAGUUAAUUGCUUAUUGGUUCUCAUUUCACCAAAGUAGUGAUGCUGCAGAUUUGAUUUGGUUUUCCUAUUGUCCAGUUUCUUAUUUUAGGCUAAGGUUCUGCUCUGGAAGGUUGAGAGUUAGAAAUGGUUCUGAUUACAGAGGCUAUGUGUUUUCUUUUUUCCCGUUUCACCUUUUUAUUUCCCAAUUCAAAACAGCCAAGUUAGCCCUGUACCUAUAUUUUGCAUCAUUAGAAAAAACAGAGGGGUGGCUGUUUGUUUCUUUACCAGCCCACUUCUAAGUGUCACCACCUAGUUUUUCUCUUUGCCACAGACUGGAACUAGGAAGACACAUUAGCAUCAGAGUUUAUUAAGCCCCUGCAACAUAUGGUAGCUGCGUACUGACCACAAGAAUUGUAUGUCAACAGCACAAGCCCCCAAAGAACGUUUAUGGCUCUGGGGCUCCUGAGCCCUUUGGGAGACUAAGAAGAAUUAACAGAUGGAUUCAAAUCUGCUUCAGUGCAAGGUGUGGUCCCUCUGUAGUUGUUCUAUAGAGGAAAACUUCCUUGCAUUAAAAAAUUUCUUCUUGCUGUAGAAUGGUCCACAUUGCUCAAGGAACAACUGAUGGAGACGCUAUGAAAUUAAAACCAAUGAUGUAACCCCUUUGUUCCUGAGGCAUCUAGAUUCACCUCAGGAUACCUGAAAGAAAUUUUUGACUUGUGGGAAAGGACUAGACACCAUUUAGGAAUUCUCAAAAAAUGCUCAGAUAAUGCCAAUGCUUUACAUGAGGAAAUGGGCCUUGAUUCUUUUUCUGGUGGCAUCUUCCAGCAAGUUGGAAGUUUCACAGCAUAACACCACAGUUCCCCUUGUUCAGUGGUCUCAACAGUGAUUUUAAAUGUCUCCUCUUUUGGAUCCUUUGUAAACAUGAAAUCAUUCCAUGGAUGGCUGCCUUAUAAUUUUGUCUCCACUUUAAUUGUGAAUGGUUUAAAAAAUGCUGUUUUUUGAUUUGUUUUAUGAUAUUAAAUUUUUAUUAGUGCAUA